UGUCAACCGUAUUGGACGCCGUCAGUUUAUUGUGAAGAGACAUUUGGAGGGAAAAUCAAGCAGUUCUUGUCUUGUCCUGUGCGGUACAAUUUACCAAAAUGAGUGCUUCAUCGACAGCCAUCAUAAUACCCGAGGAUUCGUCGGCGGAACAAGAGGAAAUCAAGAAAUCAUCUCGUAUGAUGCUAAAAGAACGAGACUUUAACACACUGAAGGAAAACAUGCAACACGGAAGUUUUCCUGCUAACGCAAGGUCCAUCUUAAAGGGACCUUCAGAACCUAAACGGUCGAAAAUGGUGGCCUCCAAAUCGACACAAACUGCCAGUCAAGCCGAGAUGGACAUCACAGCCGAAAACCCCAGCGAGAAUUACUGGAUGUCUGUAGCGGAGCAGCGACGAAUAGCACUAGGAGAAGCGUUGGCUGAAAACGCAGAUCUUCACAUCACUGUAUCUAGAUUGCAAAGUGUUCUAGAAAAAACCAACACCCUUAACAGAGAGCUGCAAGAGGCUAUUGACACGCUCACGGAGUUGCUAACGGACGAUGAAGUUAAACGAGGUGAAUCGGAUCCAGUGGAUGAUAGUGGUGUUGUCCAAGGCAAUGAUUCAUGCUUCGAGCAUUAGCUUAUUAAUAUUUUUCCAUUCUCAAUUACUUUGUUACCAUCAUCAUCUUACGAUAUUCAGUUUCAUUCAAACAAAAGAACUUUGCUGUUAGCGCGUUUCCUAGCGAACUAGUUAUAUCAAAGCGGUCUGGAUUUGAACUCCCAUCAACAAUCAUAUUUGAUGCUCUUUGCUUUGCAAAGUUUGCAAAUUGAAAUGAGCAUUACUUCUAUUGCUACAUUCUAUAUUUCUUGAUUUGAUAUAAUAAAUAAUUGAUUGUUUUUCAAAUAUA
This is a messenger RNA of Anopheles coustani, 885 nucleotides long. It is a transcript of the gene geminin, whose product is annotated as geminin. The transcript is spliced from 3 exons. Lineage: Eukaryota; Metazoa; Arthropoda; Insecta; Diptera; Culicidae. The record is from RefSeq and is a predicted model, not a curated record. Gene Ontology annotation, biological process: negative regulation of cell cycle; negative regulation of DNA replication. Gene Ontology annotation, cellular component: nucleus. The coding region runs from base 99 to 617 and encodes 172 amino acids.